Messenger RNA from Acaulospora colombiana, 171 nucleotides. NCBI's taxonomy places the organism in Eukaryota, Fungi, Glomeromycota, Glomeromycetes, Diversisporales, Acaulosporaceae. The record is from the annotation of a GenBank genome assembly.
AUGAAUAGGAUGAAGGCUCUUCUUUUCGCACUUGUCCGCAACUUUGAGUUCAAAUUGAACGUUCCAUUAGACGAUUUGGAUCAAAAGACGACGAUUGUGGCUCGACCUUCUGUCAAAUCUCAACCACAAAUGGGGAGUCAAUUGCCCAUGCUCAUCAAGCGAAUCAAGUAG